CAAUCAUUUAAUCAGAGCUUUAACAAUCUGUUAACAAAAUGUAUGCACUACUGCUCUUUGUGCUUGUUGCAAAUUAUUUCAACUUUUCCAUUACGAAAGCAGCUGUUCCCGAAGUUUGUAUCGAUCAAUUGGGUUGCAUCGAAGGUGUUCAUGCAACAGACAGUGGGGGUCAACAAUAUGAAGCCUUCUAUGGCAUACCGUUUGCUAAACCACCAAUCGGUGAAUUGCGAUUUAAGAAUCCCUUAGCAGUUGAUCCUUGGAAAGGUAAACUUAUGGCCAAAGAACCGAGAACUGAAUGCAUUCAAUAUAACCAAAUUCCAAGCAUACCUACGAUUAGUGGUAAAGAGGACUGUCUAUACUUGAAUUUGUAUCGCCCCAAAGAAAGGUCCACUGAGAAACUACCCGUUUUGUUUUACAUACACGGUGGAGGCUUGUUUUCGGGCACUUCAAGUCCCGCAGUGAAUGGUCCUGAAUAUUUUAUGGAAACUAAUGAGGUUAUAUUGGUAUUACCCGCGUAUCGCUUGGGUCAAUUUGGUUUCCUUAGUACCGGUGAUGAGCAUAUGACUGGUAAUUUUGGACUUAAGGACCAGAACAUGGCCCUUAAAUGGGUUCAAAAAUAUAUUUAUGCCUUCAAUGGUGAUCCUUCGCGUGUUACUAUUUUUGGCCAUAGUGCUGGUAGUAUUUCUACGCAUUUACACAUGUUAAGUCCAGCUUCAAGAGGUUUGUUUCGCAAUGCUGUAUUAAUGAGCGGCCAAGCAAAUUCUCCUUUCAUCCGAAAAAUCGACCAAAAAUCUCAGGUCAUUCAAUUAGCUAAGGGUGUUGGAAUUACAAAUGCUAACGAAAUGUCCUCAAGUGAACUAGCUGACGCUCUACGCAAUGUACAAGCAAUGGACCUGUUAAAGGCAGGUGCUGAUCUCAAAGUAUGGCGUGUGUACCCCUUUGCUACUUUUCGUACCACCAUUGAACAAGAGUCAUGGUCGGAACCUUUUCUAACCGAAGAUACGUUCAAAUUAAUCGGAAGUCCAAAAAUGCCGAAAACUGUGCCAUGGAUUGGUGGUUAUACCUCGUCAAUUGGUGAAGGCACAGUCAUGGCGCUAAGGUUAUCUACGGAUCCGGAUUUACAAGCUGACUUCAAUAAGAAUUUUUAUUAUUUAUUCAAAUUGGUGAUUGAACUGAACGGCACAGAAUAUCCGGAAAGAGUUGAUGAAGUAGUAGAGCGAUUAGUGGUGGAAUAUAUGGAUGGAGUUCGUGAGUUGAAUAAAGACACAAUUGAUGGCUUCUUAGAGCUUUUAGGUGAUUGCUUUUUUACUUAUCCAUUAUACAAAACUAUUGCCAGUAAUGUUAAUUCUGGCGGUCAAGCAAAUAGCCUUACGGGAAUAAUUAAAUUCGGUUAUCGCGGGCCAUAUACAUUUACUGAGAUUUUUACAGGAAGCUUGAGGAAUUUAGGUGCUGUACAUGUUGAUGAUUUCCUAUAUCUAUAUCGUAUGCCAUUCUUAGUUCCAAAUGGAUAUGAAAUAUCAACACCUGAGGCGGAGUUGGUUAAGAAAUACGUGGCACUCCAUGUUGAGUAUGCUAAAACUGGCAAUGUCGAAGCCUUCAAUAAAGUGAGCCCUUGUUCGAAAGAUAAAUUUGACCGACCCGACCUACCAGCCAUUUGCGAUUAUUUGUCGAUUGUCAAUGAUACGGAAUUAUUUCAGGUUGGAAAUAAGUGGGACGUGAAACGAAUGAAGCUGUGGAAGUACGUAGAUAAAACUCUCUUCGAUAUUUUGUAUUGUUCGAAUAUCGAUCCGAUACGCGCUGAUUCGCCGGAGGUAUGCUUGGAGGAUUCAUCCUGUGUGCUCGGAGAAUAUAUGAGUGGCAAUGAGAUCGAUUCAUUUGAAGCUUUCUUAGGCAUACCAUUCGCCAAACCACCCAUCGGCGAUUUGAGAUUCAGCAAUCCUGAAGAAGCUGAACUAUGGAAUGGCACCUUAUCAGCAAUAUCUCCUAAGUCUGCUUGUAUACAACGUGAUUAUUUCAAUGUAUCCAAACCGAUCAGCGGUUCAGAGGAUUGUCUGUACUUGAAUAUAUAUCGCCCCUUGCGCAGUGGCGGUGGGGAAUUGCCAGUAAUGUUCUACAUACACGGUGGUGGAUUUUUCGCCGGCUCACCGAAUCCCAGCUUUAUAGGACCGCUAUAUUUUAUGGAUACGAGUGACGUAAUUCUAGUAGUGGCCGCCUAUCGCUUGGGUCUAUUUGGUUUCCUAUCUACUAACGAUGAAGAGAUGACGGGAAAUUAUGGGCUUAAAGAUCAGAAAUUAGCACUCCAAUGGGUUAAUAAGUACAUUUCGGCAUUUGGCGGUGAUCCCGAUCGUGUUACAAUUUUCGGCCACAGUGCUGGUGCUUCAGCUGUUCAUUUACACUUAAUGAAUAACAAUCAAGAGGGUCUAUUCAGUAACGCUAUUAUGAUGAGUGGCACCGCAAACACACCAUUCGCUUUGCCAAUAAACGAUCCAAGAGACCAAGUCGUUAAUUUAGCUAUAGCUGCUGGUGUAAACGAAGCUGAGGACCUAAGUUCCGCUGACCUAGUUCAGGCAUUGCGAUCAAUCGAACCGGAAGCGUUGUUAUUAGCUGCCGAUAAUCUUAAGCUGUGGGCUGAGCAACCACUUGUAAUAUUCCAUCCAAAUAUUGAAAGUGAAACCUGGCCUGGUGCAUUCUUAACAAAUGAUCCAUCGGACCCAUCCAUUCCGUUUGGAGGGGUCACUGAUAUACCUUGGAUCAUUGGUAAUGCACCUUCCAAGGGUGAGGCUUUGGUUAUUGCACUUCGAUUGGCAAGCAAUACGAGUUUGCAGGAAGAAUUAAAUGAAAACUUUAGCAGCAGACUAAGCAUUGCAUUGAGUUUGCCUGCUACAUGUGACACAGAAGAUGUAAUAGAUACAUUAGUAACAGAGUAUAUGGAUGGUAAACACAAUUUGAAUAAUGAUACAUUAAAUGGCUUUUUGGAGCUUUUGGGAGACGCUUAUUUCAUAUACCCAACUUAUAAACUUUUAAAAUAUAACGUCAAUUCUAGGCGCAGUGAUUUUAAAGGAAUAAUACAUUUUGACUAUCGUGGGCCCUAUUCAUUUUCGGGAUAUUUUACAAAUAGCUUAACAGAUUUCGGUGUUUCACACUACGAUGAUACAUUGUUUCUGUUUGACGGCCCCCCCGGAUUGUCAAAUGGUUAUUCAAAGGAGUCUCGUGAGGCAGCUUUAGUGAGACGCUUUGUGAGGGUGUAUCAGUCUUUUGCCGCAAAUGGUUAUUCAGAUGAAUUUGCUGGCAUCGAAGAAUGUAAUGAUUUAAAUUUUCCGAAUUGUGAAUAUUUGUCGAUCGUAAAAGAUGAGAAACCGUUCAAAACUGUAAAGUUAGAUUCACAAAGAAAAGUUAAAGUCUAUCGAAUUGUCGCAGUAAUGAAAGGAAUUACUUUGUUGUUGACGUAUUUGGUGUAUUGUUGGAAUAUCGAUCCGAUACGCGCCAAUUUGCCGAAGGUAUGCCUUGAUGAUUUAUCCUGUGUGCUCGGCAGAUAUAUGAGUGGCUAUGAGAGCUAUUCAUUUGAAGCUUUCUUAGGCAUACCAUUCGCCAAACCACCCAUCGGCGAUUUGAGAUUCAGCAAUCCUGAAGGAGCUGAACUAUGGAAUGGCACCUUAUCAGCAAUAUAUCCUAAGCCUGAUUGUGUACAACGUGAUUAUACCAAAGUAUCAAAACCGAUCAGCGGUUUAGAGGAUUGCUUGUACUUAAACAUAUAUCGUCCUUUGCACGGUGCCGGUGGGGAAUUGCCAGUAAUGUUCUAUAUACACGGUGGUGGAUUUUUCGCCGGCUCACCGAGUCCCAAGAGUUUUGGUCCGCAAUAUUUUAUGGAUACGAGUGAUGUUAUUCUAGUAGUGCCCGCUUAUCGCUUGGGUCCAUUUGGUUUCCUAUCUACUAACGAUGAAGAGAUGACGGGAAAUUAUGGGCUUAAAGAUCAGAAAUUAGCACUACAAUGGGUUAAUAAGUACAUUUCGGCUUUUGGCGGUGAUCCCGAUCGUAUUACAAUUUUCGGCCACAGUGCUGGUGCUUCAGCCGUUCAUUUACACUUAAUGAAUAACAAUCAAGAGGGUCUAUUCAGUAACGCUAUUAUGAUGAGUGGCACCGCAAACUCACCAUUCGCUUUGCCAUUAAGCGAUCCGAGAGGCCAAGUCGUUAAAUUGGCUAAAGCUGUUGGUGUAAGAGAAGCUGAGUACCUAAGUUCCGCUGGUCUAGUUCACGCAUUGCGAUCGAUCAAACCUAAAACCUUGCUAAGAGCUGUUGAUGAUUUUAAAAUUUUGGCUGAGCAACCAGCUGUAAUAUUCCGUCCGAAUAUUGAAAAAGACGACUGGCCUGGUGCAUUCUUAAAAAAUGACCCAAUAGAUCCAACCAUACCGCUUGGAACAGACAUUGAUAUUCCUUGGUUUAUUGGUAAUGCACCUUCCAAGGGUGAGGGUUUGGUUAUUGCACUUCGAUUGACUAAUAAUAAGAAAUUGCGCGAAGAGUUCAAUGAAAACUUUAAUAAAAGUCUAAACAUUACAUUGGACUUACCUCUUCAAUGCGAUAAUGAAGAAGUGAUAGAUACAUUGGUAACAGAGUAUAUGGAUGGUAAACACAAUUUGAAUGAUGAUACAUUAAAUGGCUUUUUGGAGCUUUUGGGUGACGCUCAUUUCAUAUAUCCAACUUACAGACUUUUAAAAUAUAACCUCAAUUCUAGUCGCACUGAUUUUAAAGGAAUCAUACAUUUUGACUAUCGCGGACCCUAUUCAUAUUCGAAAAUAUUUACAAAUAGCUUAAACAAUUUUGGCACUGCACACGUUGAUGAUUCGCUGUUUCUGUUUGAAGGGCCACGCGCGGUGUCGAAAGGUUAUUCAAAGAAGUCUCGUGAGGCAGCUUUGGUUAGACGCUAUGUGAGGCUGUUUCAGUCUUUUGCCACGAAUGGUUAUUCAGAUGAAUUUGCUAACAUCGAAAAAUGUAAUAAUUCAAAUUUUCCGAAUUGUGAAUAUUUGUCGAUCGUAAAAGAUGAGGAACCGUUCAAAAUUGGUAAUACUUGGAAUAUUGAACGAAUGAGAAUUUGGGAAAAACUAUAUGAUUCGUGCUAUGCUGCUGAUGCUCAGACGUUUCAAAAACAAAAACCAAAAAAAAUCACAUUAAAAAAUAAACAGAACAUCAUGACUGCUUCGUUGGCAGCAGCAGAGGUGUCACUACUACCGAAUGCCACCCUGCUACCAACCAUACUUCAAUCAACGAAUUUAUGGCAGACAAUUUUCAUGAUCUCCAUAUUGACAACUAUAAUAUGUAGUCAAACAACAACGACAGUAAUGGCGCACACACCACCCACCGAAGCACCGUUGUUUAACCAGAAUUCGGCUUUGCCGAAAGUUUGCCUUUACGAAAUGGGUUGUAUGCAGGGCAAACAUAUGCCUGGUUUAGGUGCGCACAAUUUCGAAGCAUUUCUGGGAAUACCGUACGCUUUACCGCCAGUGGCUGAGCGGCGCUUUGCGAUACCCAAAGCAUUUCCACGCUGGUGGGGUAUUUUGGACGCGACCGCGCCGAAGCAGAAUUGUGUGCAAAAGAAUUACAUACUACCGAAUCCGGUAGUGGAAGGCGUCGAAGAUUGCCUUUACUUGAAUAUCUACAGACCAAUACCAGACUCCAAACAGCUGCUGCCGGUUAUGGUUUAUAUGCAUGGUGGCGGUUGGUUUAGUGGCACUGCCAGUCCACUAUUACAUGGUCCUGAAUAUAUUAUGGAAACCAAAGAGGUUAUCUUAGUCUCGAUCGCUUAUAGAUUAGGACCGUUUGGCUUUCUCUCUACGGACGAUGCUAAUAUGCCCGGCAAUUUGGGUCUUAAAGAUCAAAAUUUGGCACUUCGUUGGAUUAAACGCAAUAUCGGUGCUUUUGGUGGCGAUCCAGAGAAAGUAACCAUAUUUGGACAAAGCGCUGGUGCCAUUUCCGUGCACCUACACAUGUUGAGUCGUCAAUCCGAAGGUCUAUUUCGUAGCGCAAUCACAAUGAGCGGUACCGCGAAUGUACCAUUUGCUAUUAAUGAUGCACCGCUGCAACAGACCCGUGACAUCGCUAGAUUUUGUAAUAUCAGUAAUGUGAAAGAACUGAGCACUGUUAAACUCACGCGCGCUUUACGUGCGUUGGACGCCAAGGACAUACUUAAUGCGGGAGAUAAACUCAAAUAUUGGAAUGUGGAUCCCAUGACGAAUUUCCGUCCAAUCGUAGAGAAGCAUAGCGACAAGCAUGCAUUUCUUACACAACACCCGGUGAAAAUAAUGAAUGAGGGUAAAUAUACGCCUGUGCCAUGGCUGAACGGUGGGGUACCGGGUGAGGGGGCAGUUCGUGUGUUCUCAAUCUUAGCCAAUGAAACGCUAAGACAACAAUUCAAUGCGAACUUUCAUGAGCUGUUCGAAAAGUUGCUCGAAUUUCCAGCACAGUUUACGCGUGCGCAGUUAACAUUAAAGACGCAGUUGGUCAUAAAUGAGUACUUUGGUGGACGAUCGGUAAUCGAUAAUGCGACCGCGCAGGGUUUUCUUGACUGCAUCAGCGAUCGCGGCUUUCAUCAUCCCUACUACAAUGCCAUCCGCGCUUAUGUGCAUACAGUCGAUGUGAAAAAGUAUCCAGUCUAUUUGUAUAAACUCAGUUACAAAGGUGAUCAUAGCUUUACGAGCAUUUACACGGGUGGCGUGCCAAUCGGUGAAUUCGAUGCGGUACAUUGUGAUGAUCUAAUUUAUACAUUCCGUGCGCCAGUGAUAUUUGCCGACUUCAAGGAGGACUCGGCAGAUGCGGCUCUAGCCGCGCAUUUUUCUCGGAAUCUUGUUCAUUUUGUCAAAUAUGGCAAACCGUUGAGCGCAGACGCCUUAAAACCUUGCACGGCCACUACAUUUGACCAGAAAUCGGAUGCAAUUUGUGAUUAUCAAGAAUUUUCGAACUCUGGCAAUGAUUCUUUCAGAACUUUCACAAACAACAAGUUUAACGUGAAGCGUGCAAAACUAUGGAAUGCGAUUCUGGAAAUAGAGGAUUAGUUGAAAUUUGCCUGAGGCUCAUUAGAGCAAUUAUUUGUAUA
This is a messenger RNA of Bactrocera oleae (olive fruit fly), 7084 nucleotides long. Its product is annotated as juvenile hormone esterase. The record is from RefSeq and is a predicted model, not a curated record. Gene Ontology annotation, molecular function: serine hydrolase activity. Lineage: Eukaryota; Metazoa; Arthropoda; Insecta; Diptera; Tephritidae.